AUGUCCAGCCACAAACCCGCCAAAAAGAGCCAUAGAGACGCUACCUCAGUGGCAGACAUGCUUACAUCUCAGAGGCCUUCAGCAGGUGGCACGCCUGCAGAAGCCAGCCCCAGUGACAUGGAUCUCAUGGGCCCAGCCCCCACCAUGGGUGCUUCCUCGGAGCCAUCCUCCAGUGCCAUACUUCACUUUCUGGCAGAGGUGAAGGGAUACCUGGAGUCAGAAAUCAUGUGCACGGCGGCGGAGGUGAAAACCGAGAUAACUGCCAUUGGAGCACGCAUCACGGAGGUGGAACACCGCGUGGCCCGGAUGGUUUCGGCCCAAAACAGUAAUGCGACACUCACCAACACCCUGCAGCACAGAAUCACUGACCUUGAGAUAGAAUUGGAAGAUGUUUCCAACAGGUCAAGAUGCAACAAUCUGCGCAUGCGCGGCCUACCUGAAUCGGUGGAGGAGGCUGACGUGGAAUCCACUCUUGUACAAUGCUUUCGCAAAAGCCUGCCAGACAUACUUGAACACGUAUGGCUUGUAGAUAGAGCCCACAGAGCCCCUAGGGCCAGAGGCCUGAAAAACAGCUAA
This is a messenger RNA of Pelobates cultripes (western spadefoot toad), 576 nucleotides long. Lineage: Eukaryota; Metazoa; Chordata; Amphibia; Anura; Pelobatidae. The record is from the annotation of a GenBank genome assembly.